GAAAGUGAGCAAAGCCACAUUUUUGUUUUGGUUUUUUGAGUUCUAUUCUAACAGAAGAAAAGGAUUAUCCGUAUCCGCUAAUGAACUCCGAGAGCAAGAGUUCAGGUCCCAAGCAGGACGCACGCCAGCCUCCCAAGGGCCGGAAUUCUCCGAAACCGCAGACUGGCAACUCAAGCGGUGCCCCUGCGGAUCGCCCACAGCGUCGUCGUGACAACGAGCGCCGCGAGGGCGGGGAGAAGCGCGACGGCGGCGAGCGCCGGGAGCGCCGGGAGCGCCGGGAGCGUCCUGAGCGCCAGGAACGCGGUGAGCGUCCGGAGCGUGGCGAUCGCCAGGAGCGCCCGCGCCGUCCCCAGGUCGGACAGCCCGCCGGGGCUGAUAAGAGCAAGUCUGCUGCGGAGGAGAAGGCCCAUGGACCGGUGGUGUACGUGAAGGGCGACAUCGCUUCAGGAUCGACCUGGGCCAAGAACGGCAGCGGCCCGUCGUUUGCGGACAUGGUGCGUCAAAACGCCAGCGUCGUAGCGGAGAAGACGUCGUCCAAGAACACACCGCCGCCAGCGAAGCAGAGCCCGCCGGCUCAGCAGCAGCAGCAGCAACAGCAUCAGCCGCGCAGGAGCAGGAGCAGGAGCAGUUGCCGCCACCACCGCCGCCGCAGGCUCCGCCUGUGCAGCCCGAGGAGUCGUCUGAGGAGGAGGAGGACUUGGUGA
Molecule: messenger RNA, 704 nt
Organism: Leptomonas pyrrhocoris
Lineage: Eukaryota; Euglenozoa; Kinetoplastea; Trypanosomatida; Trypanosomatidae
Exons: 1
Coding region: 81-704 (207 amino acids)
Source: RefSeq, a predicted model, not a curated record